AUGAGCCUUGAGAGCCAAGUGGCGCAGCUCAGGUUUGAAGUUGAAGAGUUGCGUGCAGUAGUUGAGGUGCAAGGUCGUUUGCUUAGGCGUCUAUUGUCCGCAGCAGACAGCCAGAGUGAGUUCGAGCUUGUUCCUGAAGUACCCCUUGCUGGGCCCUCGGGCCGUCCGGCUGUCCCGGUAACGCCGGAGAGAGUCGCAAGCGUUCCGGAGCAUCACUCGCCAGGUGUACCGGGCGACACUUCGGCCGAAUCUCAGCAGUCUGCCCUCUCCCACGCGGCCCGGGAGGACAUAGCCAAAGAGGUAGGCCGUUUCUUGCGAAGGGCUCUGAAUCGCGAAUUUCUGGGGACUUCGGGCAGGGAUAAGAAUCCUCUCCGAAAUCGGGUUUACAUCAUUUGCCGUGAUUACACAGGGAUUGAUAUUUCUCCGCCUCUCGUAGUGGAGAGGUUUUCUGAGGUAUCGUCGCGGUGCAAACGCGGCAGUGAUUGUGGUAGUUCAGUUUUCGUGGGCUUACCAACUCGCUGGGAAGCCAGAGCCGCUCUUGUUGAGGCCGGGCUGCCAACCACUAACGACGGUCUUGCUGAGGACCAAGCUGAACAGGAGGAGGACGAGUUCGAAGGCGAGCCGCUUGGGCUUGCCGUGGCUGCAGCCUCACCUGAAGACAGAGCAUUAGCUGACGAAAGCGGCAUCACAGUGAAAGCAUGGGUCGGUUAUUUGCAGGGCGAGCUUGUCAGUUUGGUGGAUUACCCGCCUUCGGGGGAGACUUGCGAUCAUGCCUUCGUUUCGGGAGCAAACCAGCCCGCCCUUCCUCUCGCACUAGCGUUGCAGCGUGCUUGCCAGGAUGCCUUCGCUUUUGUGUCUGCAACUUCAGGCGAUCAGGCGGACCUUCCGAGCCUACGAGCGCCGGGAGCUGCCGCGCCAUCCAGUGCUGCACGAGCGAGGCCGAACCAGUCAGCCAGGCUGGAUCGUGUGGAGAGUGUGCUCGAUUCUUUGCAGCAGACCCUUGGUACUCUAGUUUCCCAACUGGAGUCCCCAGCAGUGGCGGUCCAGCCGGCGAUCAUGCAAGCCUCAAGCAAAGCUGCGGGACCGGGCCCAAAUGCGAGCUUAGGCAGCAGGAGUCACGGAGAAUCAGCUUUCAAGGGGAAGGGGACAAGCAUGACGGAUGUCCCUGCUGCCAAGCCGGGCGCUCUGGCAACGAGAACCGCGGCCACAGCGAACCCGCUCUCGGAAAGCGAUGCAGAAGUAGACGAGGAGGCAGGCGGGGCCGAUGUGUCAGGGGGGAACGGAGUAGCCAGGGCUGUGACACAAUUGACUCGGAUCGUCAAGACACUCGCCGAGAAGCGCACGGAGCCUCACACACUGGAAGGCUUGUUAGACAGAGCCGAAACCGGAUUCGAUUCUGGGUUAGUCGUGGGCUCCUCCUCCUCCUCAGCUGCUCGCUCCAAGGCUGCGGCGCUGCGGGCAUUGCAACGUGCUGUAGUUCAGCAGCCAGCCGCGCUAUCGUCCUCAAUCCUUUCUGCAAUGGAGGAGGACCUGUAA
Messenger RNA from Symbiodinium sp. CCMP2592, 1536 nucleotides. Lineage: Eukaryota; Dinophyceae; Suessiales; Symbiodiniaceae. The record is from the annotation of a GenBank genome assembly.